AUGCCAGAGUCUCUCGAAUCCCAGCUCCCGCUGCCGCCUUCCUCACCACCGACCAUUUCUCUCUCGCUGCAGCCUCAGGACACAGAAGAACAGAACUACGACUCGAGCAGCUUGCUGCCGCCUCUCCCUACUCACGACGGCGACGAUGAUGACUUGAACGAGGAUAGCACCCACGACUACGCAGACGAAUAUGCCCGUGAUGACUCGCAUCUUGCUGGCCCUGCCCAUGAUGACCACGACGCCAGUUUGAACCGCACGAUGAAUGAAGAACGCGAGAUGCACCGGAAAUUGAUGGAUAUGGAGUCUAGUUUUCUUCCGGAACCGUCGACACUUCAGGUUGGCGGGACUACGACCGGGGUGGACGAUACAUACUUGGUUGGAGUGGACGCACCCGGGACUCCGCGAAAGGCGGAGGGAAAAGAAAACAAAGGCCGGAGUCUGUUUACGUCUCCAGAACCGCCUUUGGACGAGUAUAAGACCCCUGCGCCGCUUCGGGCGGCGGACCUGGAGCCUUCGCUGAUAGAAGACGGGAGACAGACGCUGGAAGGAGACAGCUUGGUCGGGGUCAACACUUCUUCCCUGGAGACCAUAUCGUCUCCUCCAACGGCGGCCGCUGCUGCAAGGACGAUAUCGAGAGUACUGUCUGCGGCGAGCAGCAGAUCGGGAAAGUAUGGCGAAUCCAUGGGGCCAGAGGAACGCGGACAAGAACACACAUACCAAGACGAGACAUCAUAUACAGAGCAGGAUGGGGAUUUAGAGACUACGCCGCGCAAGAGCCGCUCACAGCUCCGUAUCCAGUCUCCCCCGCCCUCGCGAUCUCUCCAAGACGGUGACACGGUCGACAGUGACGCCAAUCAAACGAGUGGCAUGCAGGGAACUACAGAUUCAAUCAUUAAUCAACAGCGGACAAGGCCGAAAUUUCUGGUUAGCCGUCAAUCGUCGCACCGCUUGUCAACCUCUUCGAUUACCACGGCCAAUACAGAUGGUGCUUUAAGCGAUGCUACGAUGGGAAUGGACUAUGCUUUACAAUCCGGUGGUGCCCUCCCAUCAAAUAAUGAUAGGGCGCCGCAAAGCCAUGGGCGGCCCAAGAUGGACCUGUCGAGGUCCAUUAGUUUGGGAAGCAUGGCAUCCGGCGUUUCAAACUUGAGUGAUGAUCACCCCUAUGAACGACGGGUGUUCAGCGGAGUCUCUGAGCUGAGCCUCCAUACCCUAGAUGAAGAGGAGUCAGCCUCUCAACGACCGGUUUCUCCAGGAACCACCGUCAAACAGGGUGAUGAUGUAGCUCCCACGACCCCAAAGAGCAAAGCUAUAGAUCCUUCUUCUCCCCCUGGAACAGUCCUUACACAGAUCCAGAAUCUCCCUGCCCCCAGUACCGUGAGGAAAUACCAGGAGAGCUUGGGCCCGUCGCCUGAUAAACGGUCUGGAAGCCGUACCCCAGGCUUUGGGCGAGGAAAGAACAUGACUCUGAAAGAACAGAGUAGCACGAUCGAUCGACUGUCCAAGGAGAAUUUCGACCUGAAGAUGCGUAUUCACUUCCUAAACCAGGCAUUGAACAAACGGUCGGAAGACGGUAUCAAGGAGAUGAUAUCCGAGAACGUUGAACUAAAGUCAGAUAAAAUCAAAGCGCAAAAGGACAAUCAAGCGCUGAGGAGGAUUAUCCGUGAACUUGAGAGGCAACUAAAGGAGAAAGCUGACCCUGCUGACGAGAACAAAGAUGAGCAGACGUCCGAGGCAGGGAAGAGGACAAUAGACGAGGAAGAAUUCUUAUAUCUACGUGAGCGGAUCGAGACGUACGAGGUGGAGAUCGAGAGACUAAGAGCCGAGAAUAUCACCAGAGAAAGUGAGAAGAGGAAGUUAGCAGAAAUGGUGAAGGCCUUGGGAGAUGGGAGAAGCGGGAUAUCAGAUUCCGGUGCUCGAGAAGAACGGGAUAUGUGGAAAGACAUAUUGGACGCCGAAACUGCUGCACGAGAGCAAAGUGAGGAGGAAAACAAACGUCUUCGCGGCCAGAUUCUCCAACUCGAGAACGACAUAUCUUUCCACCAAUGUCGAGACCCACGCCACCGCAAGGGCAACUCUACCUUAUCGCAUGUUAGUUCAGACUACGAAGGCAGUCGCGGCUUCGGACAGUCUAGUCUUACCAGAGAGCUAGAGCUGCUGAAACAGGAGAAUACCGAGCUUCGACGAGAAGUGAGUGCUCAAACUUCGAUGCUAACGUCUAGAAAUCGUGAGAAGGAAAAGCUUUACCAAGAAAUUGAAGAUUUGAAGAUCGAACGGCGCAAUGAAGGCCGGUCGAUCGCUGGUGAUAGCAUAUUCGAACGUUCUGCUUCGAGGGCGCAGUCUAGAGCUAUGUCACAAGCGAGUGACAACGAUCGUGACAACCUGGAAAAUAAGAAUGGCGAACUUCGGGAUCAAGUCUCGGCUCUCAAACUGGACAACCAAGGCCUACGCAGUCAGUUGGACGAAUACGCAAACGAACUUGGAGCUAUGGAACGAGAAUAUCAGGCAGAAUUAGACCGGCUAGGCGAGGACUUGCGAGAUAUCCAGGUGCAACGGGACCGUGCUCUUCAGGCGAUAGAAGCACGAGAGGCAGACUUACAAGACCUCAAGGCAGAAGCGCAAGAAGAGCUUGAUGCCAUGGGAGAAGAACUCGAUAUCAAGCACGAAGAUUGCCAUCGGUUGGAACUAGAAGUUCGAUCCCAGCAGGAGAACCUAGAUGCUCUCCAGGCAGAGGUCAGGUCUGCUAACGAGGGAAUUUCCAGGCUCGAAGAAGAUGCGCAGAGCAAUCUCCUCAAAUACAAAGCCGUGCAGCAAGAGUUGGACUAUGUUAACCAGGAGAUCGAGGCGAUGGAGAGGAGCUUGAGUGAGGCCAAUAAUAAAAUCCAGCGACUAACCGUUCAACAAGAAUCAAGUCAAAAUGAAAUUGCGUUCUUGCGAGAAGAACAAGAUGGCGACAAGAUCAAGAUAGGCGACCUGGAGUCCGAACUGAGGUUUACCCAGACCAGCUUCCAGAGCGAAAAGGAAAAGUCAAACGAGCUUGACAGGCAGCUAGCUGAUGAGAGAUACCAACGCGAGGUUGUAGGCAGCAAGGAGAAGCAAGAGGUACAGCGAAUUAUAGAUGAUCUCAACCGCGAAUCGACAGCAUCCAAGGAAGAAAUCCGGAAACUCAAGAAGAACCUCUCUUCUCGAGAGGUUGAGGCAUCCAUGUGGAAAGAUCGUUUGAUGGAACUAGAAAGCAGCUUGCGCGAGGCACUUGGUGAUCUCAACGGUACCCGCUCGAGUCUUCUCAUGUCAAUUACCAAGCUACAGAAAGAACUAGAGACGACAUCACUCGAGCUAGAAAGCAUUCGCACCAAGCUUGAUGAAAAGGAAGCACUCCUUCGGAACCGGGACGGGCUCCUCGAGAGCCAUGGGCUUGAGACACAGAAAUUAGCCGACCUUCUUGAACGCGAAAGGCAAGCUCGUCGUGCCGAUAAACAUUCGUUUGAGCAGUCCUUAAAAUCUCACCACCAAGCUUCUCGAACCAUCGUGCAAAACAAUUCACGUAUAACUGAUCUGGAGGGCGCUCGGAACCAAGAUCGGAAACGGUUCAAUAAUCUUGAGCAACAGUAUAGGGACCAGUUGAAUGAACGGAAUGUGAUGUUUCUCACUUUGUGGAAGAGACUAUCCACAAUGUGCGGGCCCGACUGGUCACAUUCAAACAGUCUUAUUAACGGCAAUCUACCCAGCCAGGAGGUUAUCGGGAACAUGCUAUUCUGGCCAGGGUUCAGCAAGAAUUUGCUCCUAGCUGUCAAGACAGUGGAAAAUUCGAUAAACGGGUUCAAGUCGCGAGUUAGGACUGUGGAGCGUAACCUGAUGAAAGAAUAUCAGGGACUAGAGAACAACCUGAGUCUCCGAGUCAAGAAACUUGAUCGCCUGGAAGAUAUGGUGCGGCAGAUGCAAAACAAUAGGCGUCCAACCAUAACGUCCACGAGCACAAAUGCCGAACUGUCAAAACUAAAGGGGGAAAAUAGGUUGCUCAAAGCUGAGCUCAACCUUCUACAAUCCCACUCUCGGGUUAAGAUCGCUAAUGAUGGGUCUGCACGAGGGCAGCCAUCGAAAAUGUCAAAUUCAAGAUCGGUUGGGUCCUCACUUGCGAGAUUCAGUGCAGGGUCGGAACAAGGCCCCGCGCCUGCCAAUACACGAUCCGGUAGAAGCAAUAGCUCUCUUUCACGCGGCUCUUCAAACAUCCCACAACCAUCCCCCUUCUCCUCAAGCACUACACUUGCCAAUAACCCGGGCAGCUCCGACGUUGCUCCUAAUAACACUACGUCUAGCUCUGUGAGUGGACAUCAACCAUCUUCAAACAGUGAGGCCUCGCAGGAUAGAUGGAUACAACGACUCCGUGACCUGGAACGACGGCUGAAAGCAGAGCGAGAAGCACGACUGCUGGACCGCUCUGGGGCCCGGGAGAGGCUUGCAGAGCGUAACGCAGAGAACGAAAAGCUCCGUGCUGCGUUGGAGAGAGAGCGAAUGAACAGAGCUACUAGCUCUAUGGGAGGGGAUGGCGCCUGUGAUAAUCCUGAUCGCAACCCGCGCACCCCAGAGAGGUCACGACGUCAUGAAAAUCAGAGCCAUGAAAGGGAAAGUCGAAAUAGGGAGACGGAUGAUAGUAGGUCUAGUGGGGCUGACGUUGUCGUAAUUGACCAUGGGUAUGAGCCUGAUUCUCGCGGCCAUAGUGAAGGGCCUAGCACACGUUCAGGUAGUUACGAUGGUGAAGGUGAUGAUGAUGAAGAUGACGGCACGGGUACUGAUGAGGAUGGAGGUUUAUGCGUUGAGGUUGUGGUAUGA
Molecule: messenger RNA, 4827 nt
Organism: Arthroderma uncinatum
Lineage: Eukaryota; Fungi; Ascomycota; Eurotiomycetes; Onygenales; Arthrodermataceae
Product: anucleate primary sterigmata protein B
Exons: 2
Coding region: 1-4827 (1608 amino acids)
Cellular component (GO): microtubule organizing center
Source: RefSeq, a predicted model, not a curated record